Messenger RNA from Physcomitrium patens, 2676 nucleotides. The record is from RefSeq and is a predicted model, not a curated record. NCBI's taxonomy places the organism in Eukaryota, Viridiplantae, Streptophyta, Bryopsida, Funariales, Funariaceae.
UCUUUCACUUACACUCGGUGAACAGUUACAGGCUCUGUCUCGUAGAGCCCUUCCCCUCCACAUGCUAUUGUAAUCUGAGAGCCUGGUUCGAAAAAUGGGGGGUCUCUUGAUUCCCUUAUCAUUUGUACUGACGGUUUCUCAUGUUGGAUCACUGUAGACGCAACCAAGGUGGCGAACUGCUCGAGACUCAGUUGUGUUAUCACUGUUGCUGUCGCCCCAACUCAGCUCAGUUGUUGUUGUUGUUGCUGUAGAUUGUUGGUGGUGGGAGCCCUGAAGCUGUUGCGGACUCAGUUUGGGGGAGUGUGUGGAGGACGUAUUAGUGUACUGUUGCUGUGAAUGCUUCGUGAAGAUUUGAGGUUAGAUGGGGAGUGAUUAGUGGAGUGGGUAGCCUGUCACAUCGGAUUUUUCAAAAAAAUAAAUGUCUUGUGUCUAGUUGUUAUCGAGUGAGUGGAAGAGUGUUUCGGAAUGCGGUGCAAAACAUGCAAGAUUGCAAAUGGGUGGAUCUGUGCUUUGCUGGUUUCUGUGUAGGUUGUUCGUUUGUAGCUUUUGAAUUCUGUUCUUGCGGUGUUCGAUGGUUUGGCGUGAGAGUGCCAGUGUGCAGAUGACGGGCGUUUGUUGUAGGAAAAGUUUUUCAGAGUGUGUGUAAAGUGGAUUAGUUUGUGAAAUGGAGGGGCAGUUUCACACAUGCUGAAGUGCGAGGCUUGUGAAGGUUCGUCUGCACGGUCGCUAGAGAUUUUCAAGUCUUCUGGGCUGGUUUUGCAUCACAAACCCUUACAGCAAACACACCAUCUGAACACCUGCAAGUAAUAUGGCAUCGAAAAUUAUUAUGGAGGAUUCCCGAAAGUCUACAAAGCCUUUACCCUGGGCGGAUAAGUUUUGCGACUAUAUUGAGAGGGGCAUUUUGUGGUUUUUUGAUGAUUAUAACAGCAAAAAGACAAAUUACUGGAUUAAAAAUAACUAUGCUCCAGCUGAUGAGCAUGACCCUGCAACCAAUCUUCACGUUGUCGGUACCAUCCCUGAAUGUAUGAAUGGAGAAUUUUUGCGGGUUGGUCCAAAUCCCAAAUUCCAGCCAGUUGCUUCAUAUCAUUGGUUUGAUGGAGAUGGAAUGAUACAUGGACUGAAGAUUAAGGAUGGAAACGCCACUUACGUUUCUCGGUAUGUGAAAACUAGCCGACUCCAACAAGAAGAAAAAUAUGGGGCAGCCAAGUUUCUUAAGAUGGGAGAUUUGAGGGGACCGAAAGGUAUGCUGUACAUUCGGCUCCAUAAACUCCGUGCCAGGCUUGGGGUCAUUGACCUCUCUCGGGGUGCAGGAACAGGCAAUACGGCACUCAUAUAUCACAACAAGAAGCUCCUGGCACUGAACGAAGGCGACAAACCUUAUGCAAUGAGAGUGUUAGAAGAUGGCGACCUUGAGACACUGGGUCGUGUUGACUAUGGAGGCAAAUUGCAGCACCCCUUCACUGCCCAUCCCAAAGUGGAUCCUAUCACCGGAGAGAUGUUCACUUUUGGAUAUGAGAUCGACAAAUCCCCCCCACAAAUUACCUAUCGUGUGAUAUCCAAAGAUGGAAUUAUGCAGGACCCCGUUUGCAUACACUUGCCUCAGAUUGUCAUGAUGCAUGACUUUGCCAUCACGGAAAAUUAUGCAAUCUUUAUGGAUCUUCCCCUCCUGAUGGACGGCGAAAGUAUGAUGAAAGGAAACUUCUUUAUCAAGUUCGACGAAACCAAAGAAGCUCGGUUGGGAGUACUUCCUAGAUACGCCACUAACGAGAGUCAGCUUCGCUGGUUCACCAUUCCCGUGUGUUUCAUAUUUCACAACGCGAACGCUUGGGAGGAAGGCGAUGAAAUUGUCUUGCAUUCUUGUCGAAUGGAAGAAAUAAACCUAACGACGGCAGCAGACGGAUUCAAAGAAAAUGAACGCAUUUCUCAACCUAAAUUGUUUGAGUUUAGGAUCAACCUUAAGACUGGUGAGGUGAGACAGAAACAGCUCUCAGUUCUGGUGGUGGAUUUUCCAAGGGUCAACGAGGAGUAUAUGGGAAGGAAAACUCAAUAUAUGUAUGGAGCCAUUAUGGACAAAGAGUCUAAAAUGGUAGGAGUCGGAAAGUUCGACCUAUUGAAAGAACCAGAGGUGAACCCCAAGUCUCUCGAAGAAGGAGGCGACAUUGAAGGUGUAUUUCUGUAUGGACCCGGGAGGUUCGGUGGAGAAGCUAUUUUCGUGCCUCGCAACCCCGGAAGGGAUGGACCGGAAGACGACGGAUAUUUAAUUGUCUUCGUGCACGAUGAGAUCAAGGAUAAAUCGGAGGUUGUAAUAAUUGAUGCCAAGGCAAUGGCGGCUGAUCCAGUAGCGGUUGUAAGCAUGCCAACGAGAGUCCCUUACGGAUUUCAUGCAUUCUUCGUCACUGAGGAACAACUGAAAAACCAAAGCUGAAACUCGGACAUUGGGUGGAAAAUUCCAGAAGCCUUUUAUGAAGGCUCAUGGCCCGGCAGGGUGGUCUUUGCUUCUUACAUAGUGUAUCUAGUAGUUGAAUUUGCAGAGGGUGCCUUGUUCCUGUAGUACCAUAGUUGUAGGAUUGCUGUGAAUGUUAACUGGUGACUAAUGUACCGAAAAUGCUACUUUUUUUGUACUGUAUCUGUAUAAAGCAGUUGUUUUGCUGAUACCAAUUGGAACUUUUUCACUUC